Pochonia chlamydosporia 170 is the source of this 1446-nucleotide messenger RNA. Its product is annotated as multidrug resistance protein. NCBI's taxonomy places the organism in Eukaryota, Fungi, Ascomycota, Sordariomycetes, Hypocreales, Clavicipitaceae. Gene Ontology annotation, biological process: transmembrane transport. The coding region runs from base 1 to 1446 and encodes 481 amino acids. The record is from RefSeq and is a predicted model, not a curated record. Gene Ontology annotation, molecular function: transmembrane transporter activity. The transcript has 4 exons.
AUGGGCUCAAGCUCUGUAGAGCUGGCCGUCAUUUCAUCAGAUUCAGAACAUGACGAAAACAUUAUCGACUUCGAUGGGCCUAAUGACCCCGAGAAUGCUGUCAAUUGGCCCGCAAAGAAGAAAUGGGCGGUGGUGUUUAUCCUGGCAGCCAUGACAUUCAUCGUUGCCCUUGGAUCCUCAAUCUCCGCGCCAGGCGUCAACGAUGCCAUGGUUGAAUUCCAUAACACAUCCUCCAUCCUAAGCUCCAUGAUAGUAUGCGUCUACAACGUUGGUCUUGCAGCCGGUCCUCUCAUUCUGGCACCAAUGUCCGAAAUGUACGGGCGUCUCAUCCCAUAUCAUGUCACAAAUGUCUUCUUCACGCUCUUUACACUGGGGUGUGCACUGAGUCCCAAUCUCCCUGCGCUCAUCAUCUUUCGCAUGCUCGCGGGAAUGGAAGCUUCUGCCGUGUUGAACAUUGGCGGCGCGACGGUAGCAGACAUGUUCAUCCAGGAAGAGAGAGGGUUCGCCAUUGCAGUGUGGACAUUUGGGCCUCUUCUCGGUCCAGCCGUUGGACCUGUUGCAGGAGGAUAUCUUACUCAAGCAAAGGGGUGGAGAUGGGUAUUUUGGGUUGUCACCAUUGGUGCGGCCGUGUUCACAGUCAUAUUCUUCCUGGUAGUGCGCGAAACAUAUGCCCCGAUUCUGCUCCAACGUAAAGUCAACCGCCUACGACAAGAGACUGGCAACCCGAAUCUCAAAUCUGCUUUGGAAAGCGAUCUCGCUCCUCGGCAACGCAUAAUCCGAUCUCUACGACGACCCUUGGUCCUUUUAUUCGGGUCACCGAUUGUCUUUCUCUUCUCCGUGUUCAUCGCCGUGGUGUAUUCGUACCAAUUCCUCUUGUUUGUCACCAUCCCAAAUGUCUUUGGCAAGUUGUACCACUUCUCCGUCGGCGCCACGGGCCUCGCAUACUUGGGAAUUGCGUGUGGCCUUUUGAUUGGCAAUGCCUUGUUUGGCCAAAUCUCGGACCGCAUCCUGAUGCGCAAGGCGAAUGGGGAAAAGUUAAAGCCAGAGUAUAGGCUGCCGCUGAUGAUACCGGCCGCAUUUUGCAUUCCGGCUUGUUUCUUUAUUUAUGGAUGGACCACCCAGUACCAAGUUCAUUGGAUAGUGCCAAUCUGUGCGACUUCUCUUUUGGGAAUUGGGUUGAACAUGUCCUUGAUGACUAUCCAAGUUUACCUCGUAGAUGCCUAUACCUUGUACGCGGCAUCUGCUCUAGCUGCGACAUCUAUUCUUCGUUCAUUAUUUGGAGCAUUUGUUCCGCUGGCCGGAGGCCCUCUUUAUGAUAACCUCGGCCUGGGCUGGGGAAAUUCUACCCUUGGAUUCGUGGCCAUCGCUCUGAUCCCUGUGCCAUUUCUGUUUGCCAGGUAUGGCGAGGCAAUUCGUACAAACCCUCGAUGGCAACCCAAACUAUGA